Messenger RNA from Kogia breviceps (pygmy sperm whale), 2807 nucleotides. RefSeq names its product syntrophin beta 1 (gene SNTB1). Gene Ontology annotation, molecular function: protein binding; structural molecule activity. NCBI's taxonomy places the organism in Eukaryota, Metazoa, Chordata, Mammalia, Artiodactyla, Physeteridae. Gene Ontology annotation, cellular component: intracellular anatomical structure; synapse; dystrophin-associated glycoprotein complex. The record is from RefSeq and is a predicted model, not a curated record.
GGGAGGGGGCUUGGGAGCAUCCAGGGAGGAGACCGACGCAGGACCUACGGACCACGCCAAAGUGCGGUGUGGGCGUCAGCGGAGAAGGGCGAGUGGAGAAGAGACGCCUGGGGCGGGGUGGAGGGGGAGGCUGUCCUUGCGGCGACGUGCGCUCGGAGGAGGGAGGCGGGGAGGGUCGAGCGGGCGCGCGGCGUGCGACUGCCGAGGCUGCGGCGGCUGGAACAGGUUGCUCCACCCCGCCCAGGAUCAGGCCAGGGGGAACCGGCCGGGCAGCGGUUGCCAACUCGCGCAGAGCGCUCUGGCGAAGUCCCGGAGCGGAGUCCCGCGUCCCGCCUCCUCCCUGCGGGGCGCGCCCUCCUCGCUCCCCCCGCAACCCUUCCCCACUUUUCCCCCCUUUUGCAAUCACAUGGCACUUUAAGAAUGCCGGAAAGAUGGCGGUAGCGGCGGCGGCGGCGGCGGCGGCGGCCGGGCCGGCCGGCGGCGGAGGCGGCCGAGCGCAGCGGAGCGGGCUGCUGGAAGUUUUGGUGCGGGCUCGCUGGCACAAAGUUCUGGUGAACUUGAGCGAGGACGCCCUGGUUCUGAGCUGCGAGGAGGGCGCUGCGGCGUACAACGGCAUCGGGACCGCCGCCAAUGGCUCGUUCUGCAGGGGCGCCGGCGCGGGGCACCCGGGCGCGGGCGGAGCGCAGCCCCCGGACUCGCCCGCCGGGGUCCGCACCGCCUUCACCGACCUGCCCGAGCAGGUGCCCGAGUCCAUCUCGAACCAGAAGCGCGGCGUGAAGGUGCUGAAGCAGGAGCUGGGCGGGCUGGGCAUCAGCAUCAAGGGGGGCAAGGAGAACAAGAUGCCCAUCCUCAUCAGCAAGAUCUUCAAGGGGCUGGCGGCGGACCAAACUCAAGCCCUGUACGUAGGGGACGCCAUCCUGUCCGUAAACGGGGCCGACCUGCGGGACGCCACCCACGACGAGGCGGUGCAGGCGCUGAAGCGCGCUGGCAAGGAAGUGCUCCUGGAAGUGAAGUAUAUGCGGGAAGCCACACCCUACGUGAAGAAAGGGUCCCCAGUAUCCGAGAUCGGGUGGGAAACGCCUCCGCCAGAAUCCCCUCGGCUAGGGGGCGGCUGCUCAGAUACUCUGUCAUCGCAGUCCUUCUCCUUCCAUAGAGACCGGAAAAGCAUCCCUCUCAAGAUGUGCUUUGUCACUCGGAGCAUGGCCUUGGCUGACCCUGAGAACAGGCAACUUGAAAUCCACUCUCCAGAUGCUAAGCACACGGUGCUCUUGAGGAGCAAGGACUCAGCCACCGCCCAGGCCUGGUUCAGCGCCAUCCAUUCCAACGCCAGUGACCUGCUCACACGAGUGAUCCCCGAGGUCCGAGAGCAGCUGGGGAAGACGGGCAUUGCCGGGGGCCGGGAGAUCAGGCAUCUUGGCUGGCUUGCAGAAAAGGUGCCCGGGGACAGCGAGAAACAGUGGAAGCCAGCCCUGGUUGUGCUGACUGAGAAGGACCUUCUAAUUUAUGACAACAUGCCCCGGAGGAAGGAAGCCUGGUUCAGCCCGGUUCACACGUACCCUCUUCUUGCCACCAGGCUGGUCCAUUCAGGUCCAGGGAAAGGAUCACCCCAGGCUGGUGUAGAUCUGUCCUUUGCAACACGAACUGGUACCAGGCAGGGUAUUGAAACGCAUCUCUUCAGGGCUGAGAUCAGCAGGGACCUCUCACAUUGGACAAGGAGCAUAGUACAGGGUUGCCAUAACUCAGCUGAACUCACUAUUGAAGUCACCACAGCUUGCACCUAUAAAAACCAGGAGUGCCGGUUGACCAUACAUUAUGAGAAUGGAUUUUCUAUUACCACUGAACCACAGGAGGGUGUCUUUCCCAAGACAAUCAUACAGGCUCCUUAUGAAAAGCUGAAAAUGUCUUCAGAUGAUGGAAUCAGGAUGCUGUAUUUAGAUUUUGGAGGCAAAGAUGGAGAGCUUCAACUAGACCUUCAUUCCUGCCCCAAGCCGAUUGUUUUCAUCAUUCAUUCCUUCCUGUCAGCUAAGAUUACAAGGCUGGGGUUGGUGGCCUGAACAGAGAAGCGAAUUGCGUUUGAGAAAAGGAGGGCUGCAGUGCCACCGAAAAGUGUCAUAUCAGACACCAUUUGCAGUGAUGCACCAGAUGUAGCAUGCCACUGUCAGCUUUAGAUCCCAAGAGUCCUGUGUAACAGUCCCAGACUCCUCUGUCAAUUUCAGCAACUAUAAAGGGUACCUUCAGAAAAAUUCCACAAGGACUAUCAGAAUAAAACUUUUUUUUUAGAACAGUAAAAAGGUAAAGAGGUGAGGCUGAUUGGAAAUACACAGCAUAGCUUUUAAAUAAUGACAGUCAAGGACAUGAACAUUAGAACAGUGUGUGCAGAUCUUAAUCAUACCAGUUUCUAGGCAACUGGUUCACCCAGGUAAGCAAGGGCUAUAUAGAUGAGAAAUGGACAUUUUUCACCUCUCCCCUCCCCACCCCAGUAAUAAGGACCCCUUGUUUUAUUGUGCUUUUAUUUCCUAUUUCUAAUUGAGUUCACUUUCGCUGGUAAGGAAAGAAAAGUACUUCAAAUGGAAACCCACCUUUUAUUUAAGUGUGAAACAGCUGUUACUUUUUCUUAAUGAAUUAUCUUUUAAUGAUGUAGAAUGAUUCUGAAGUGUUCUUAUUAGCAUAUGAUGAGUGGGAAUUAAAUAAAGCAUCAGAUACUGUUCUGAGCUGUAAGCUGGUGGAUUCUGAGCCAAAGUAGACUGCUUAAAUUGCAAAGCUUUGCUGAAGAGUGGUGUGCCUGAAAGAUGAUUAAUUCUGGGACU